Soboliphyme baturini is the source of this 581-nucleotide messenger RNA. The record is from the annotation of a GenBank genome assembly. Lineage: Eukaryota; Metazoa; Nematoda; Enoplea; Dioctophymatida; Soboliphymatidae.
AUGUGCACCGACGAACGAUCAGCCAACGACUACGGCAGGAUCGACUACGCGACGACAAAUUACGGCUGCAUUAGCGCUCCUGAUGUGAGGUUUGCAGACUCGGGACGCUACGGCGACGGUCACGAAUCGACAGCUCUUUUACGACCUCAGAGUCGAAGCGACUCUAGCGUGUUCACCUCGUGCCUCAACUUCUCGCCGCUACGCUUCGCGCACUCCCGAAAACUGUCCGUCCUGCCGUCCGCUGAGGCAAAACACCUUCCGCUUGCUGACGACCGUGGCACGUUCUCCAAGCGAGACAAAGUGGUCAUUGCCAUGUUGGCGUUUGCGAAUCUCUCGGCGACCGUCAUUUACUCGUGUAUCGCCCCGUUCUUUCCGUCGGAAGCAGCGAUGAAGAAUGCGACUGAAACGUCCGUUGGAUUAAUAUUUGGCAUUUUCGAACUGACCAUCUUUCUCGUAUCGCCGAUCGUCGGACGCAUGGGAAUUCUGGAAACAUUCAGCGGCUUGGGAUAUUCGAUCGGUCCACCUCUAGGAGGUGCAUUGUAUGAGGUAAGAUUUUUUAGACAUGCUUGGGCAACGUGACA